AUGUACCUGACCACGGUGCUGGGGAACCUGCUCAUCAUCCUGCUCAUCAGGCUGGACUCUCGCCUCCACACCCCCAUGUACUUCUUCCUCAGUCACUUGGCCUUUUCUGAUGUCUCUUUAUCAUCUGUCACUGUCCCUAAGAUGCUCAGGAAUAUGAAGACUCAGCACUUAUCCAUCCUCUAUGAGGGAUGCAUUUCUCAGAUGUAUUUUUUCUUACUUUUUGUAUGUGUUGACAAUUUUCUUCUUACAGUGAUGGCCUAUGACAGGUAUGUGGCCAUUUGCCACCCAAUCCACUACUCUAUCAUCAAGAGGAAGGAGCCGUGUGUCUUACUGGCAGCUGGGUCCUGGUUCUUCUCUUGUGUACAUGCCCUCUUGCAUACCCUCCUCCUGUCCCACCUGUCCUUCUGUGCUGACAACACCAUCCCCCACUACUUCUGUGAACUCACUGAACUCCUGAAGCUGACCUGCUCAGAUACCUCCCUCAAUGAGCUAGUUAUCCUCGCUGAGGGGGAAGUGUUAACUCUCCUGCCUUUGAGUGCUAUUUUGGGCUCUUAUGUCUGCAUUGGGGCCACUGUUCUAAGGGUCCCCUCCACUAAGAAGAUCCGCAAAGUUCUGUCCACCUGUGGCUCUCACCUCUUCUUGGUGUUUUUGUACUAUGGGACCCUUGCAAUUAUUUAUUUCUUUCCUUCCUCAAACAAUUCCCAAGUCAAGGAUGUCAUUGCUUCAGUUAUGUAUACAGUGGUGACACCUAUGUUGAAUCCCUUGUCUAUAGCCUGA
Marmota flaviventris (yellow-bellied marmot) is the source of this 777-nucleotide messenger RNA. Its product is annotated as olfactory receptor 1J4-like. NCBI's taxonomy places the organism in Eukaryota, Metazoa, Chordata, Mammalia, Rodentia, Sciuridae. Gene Ontology annotation, cellular component: membrane. Gene Ontology annotation, molecular function: olfactory receptor activity; G protein-coupled receptor activity. Gene Ontology annotation, biological process: G protein-coupled receptor signaling pathway. The record is from RefSeq and is a predicted model, not a curated record.